AUGGUAAUGUCAUCUUUCCCAAUAUCCUGCUCUGUCUUUAACAUCGGUCUGGUAGGACCUUGGUCAUGUGACCCUUUCCUUUCCAAGGCAUUUCCUCAAGUGGCUAUGAAGUUAGCCCUGGAGCGAAUGAAGAAGGACCCCUCAAUUAAUCUUGCCCAUGAACUGGACUGCUCAUUACGCGAUGAAGAGUGCCAAACUUGUAAAGCCCUGGCGGGAUUCAUAGCCAAUGAAAAACAACUGUCAGUUUUCAUAGGACCUCUGAACCCUGGCUACUGUGACACCGCCUCCCUGCUAGGAAAGAGCUGGGAUAAAGCCGUUUUCUCCUGGGUGUGCAUCAACGAUGAAUUGGACAACCCAAGAACCCAUCCCACGUUUAUAAGAACAUUGCCCCCUCCAAGUUCCAUACUCCUGGCUGUGCUGAAAUACUUCAGCUGGGCUCACGUUGGCAUCAUCAGUUCCAAAGAGGACCUUUGGGUGGACACGGCCAAUAAACUAGCCAUGGCUCUGAGAACCCGGGGUCUACCCGUCGGCGUUGUGGCCUCAACAGGGAAAGGAGAUGAGAGUGUGGAAGGGACUUGGGCAAAGAUCCAAGCUGCUGGGAACAUCAAAGUUAUAAUUCUGUGCAUGCACUCUGCUCUCAUCGGAGGAGAAGACCAGGCUGCUUUGCUCACCAAAGCUCAGGAAAUGGGUCUGACGGAUGGGAGAUACGUCUUUGUGCCCUAUGACACCCUGUUCUACAGCCUUCCAUAUCGAAACCAUUCCUACUUCAUUCUGGAAAACGACCGUGCGUUCCGAGAGGCUUACGACGCAGUGUUGACGAUUACUCUACAGUCUGGGGAGAGGACCUUUUACGAGGCAUUUGAGGCAGCGAAACAAAGGGGUGAAAUAACAAUCGAUGUGGAACCGCAACAGGUCGCUCCACUCUUUGGCACCAUCUACGAUGCCAUUUACCUCGUCGCGAAAGCUUUCGCCAAGGCACGUCAGCACGGGACCGCCAAGAUCUCAGGGACCGCAUUGACCCAGCAUGUCAAGAACCUGGAUUUUGCUGGAUUCAUCCGCAGGGUCCAGGCUGACAGCAAAGGGCAACCACUGGCCAACUACAUCAUCCUGGACACGGAUGGCAAAGGGAGCCGCCUUUUUCCAACCUACUUGCUGGUUUCCCCCUCCGGCUUGGUGACGUCCCUGGGGAGAGCGGUGCAUUUUCCUGGAAGAGGGCCACCCCCAGCCGAUUCCAGCUGUUGGUUUGAUCCAGACGUUCUCUGCAUUCGAGGUAUUAUUAUUAUUAUUAUUAUUAUUAUUAUUAUUAUUAUUAUUAUUAUUAUUAUUUAGAUUUGUGGGUUUUUUUUGUUCCAAUUCCUUUUCAGGCACAGUGCCCUCUAUCACCAAGUCAUCAAAGGGUCUAAGAAGUUACUGCUGACCCUGGAUGACCUCACUUUCGUACACACCAAGCUCAGCAGAAUGCGUCUGACUCUAGACAACCUCAGCGAGUCCAAGAGCAACUCAGAAGGCCGAAGUUUGAGAUCUGCAACCCAUUCCUUGUCUGUGAAAAGCACUGCUAUGACGUACGAAACCUCCAACGUGGCUGUGUACGAGGGAGAUUGGGUAUGGUUGAAGAAGUUGGGGUCUGGAGCAACCAAUGAUCUGAGACAGCAUACUACCUGCUUGCUAAGCAAGAUGAAGGACAUGCGCCAUGAAAAUGUGAACCCAUUUUUAGGCCUUUUAUCGGACGGGGGCCGUUCUGCCAUGGUGAUGGAGUACUGCUCCAGAGGGAGCCUGGAAGAUUUGCUGCGAAAUACAGACAUUAAGCUGGACUGGAUGUUCAAAUCUUCUCUUCUGAUGGACUCAAUUAAAGGAAUGAAAUAUUUGCACCAUCAGGAUAUUUGCCAUGGGCGUCUCAAGUCUCGCAACUGUGUGGUGGAUGGACGGUUUGUGCUGAAGAUCACCGACUACAGCUGCUGUGAGCUAUUAGGAGCACAGCACACCCUAUAUAUUCAGCCGCCGGCAGAAGAACUGCUCUGGACUGCUCCGGAGUUGCUGAGGGAUCCAGCCAUGCACCCGAAAGGCACCUUUAAAGGAGACGUGUAUAGUUUUAGCAUCGUCCUGCAAGAGGUUGUUCUCCGGGGGGCCCCGUACUGCAUGUCCGAAAUACCGGCUGAAGAAAUUAUCCGAAAGCUGAAGAAACCUCCGCCCUUGUACCGCCCGAGUGUUUCCCCAGAAAAUACCCCCUUGGAAUGUAUCCAGCUCAUGAAACAGUGCUGGAGCGAAAUACCGGACCGGAGGCCAACAUUUGAUGAGAUCUUCGAACAGUUCAAAGCCAUCAACAAAGGCAAAAGGACGAAUAUCAUCGACUCCAUGCUGCGGAUGCUGGAACAGUAUUCCAGCAACCUGGAAGAAUUAAUCCGAGAUCGGACCGAAGAAUUGGAGAUCGAAAAGCAGAAGACGGAGAAACUGCUCACCCAAAUGCUUCCCCGGUCGGUGGCAGACACUCUGAAAACCGGCGCUACCGUUGAGCCAGAAUAUUUUGAUGAGGUCACCAUCUACUUCAGUGACAUCAUCGGCUUCACCACCAUCUCUGCCCUCAGCGAGCCCAUUGAGAUUGUGGAUCUCCUGAAUGACCUGUACACCCUGUUUGACGCUAUCAUUGGCCAUCACGAUGUUUACAAGGUAGAAACCAUCGGCGACGCGUACAUGGUUGCAUCGGGCUUGCCAAAACGCAACGGCCGCAGACAUGCCGCUGAGAUUGCCAACAUGGCACUGGACAUCCUCAGCUCAGUGGGGUCCUUCAAAAUGAAGCACCUUCCCGGCGUGCCUAUCAGGAUACGGAUGGGGCUACACUCAGGUCCUUGUGCUGCAGGCGUGGUGGGUCUUACCAUGCCCCGGUAUUGUCUCUUCGGCGACACGGUGAAUACGGCUUCCCGGAUAGAAUCCACUGGGUUGCCAUACAGAAUUCACAUCAGCCAAAGCACAAUGAAAACACUUCGGCGUCUAAAUGAAGGGUAUAAAAUAGAAUUCAGGGGGAAGACCGAACUGAAGGGCAAAGGCUUGGAAGAAACCUAUUGGUUAGUAGGGAAAAAGGACUUCACGAAACCACUGCCACGCCCUCCUGAAACGAAACCAGGGUGA
Molecule: messenger RNA, 3123 nt
Organism: Elgaria multicarinata webbii
Lineage: Eukaryota; Metazoa; Chordata; Lepidosauria; Squamata; Anguidae
Gene: GUCY2F
Product: guanylate cyclase 2F, retinal
Exons: 17
Biological process (GO): protein phosphorylation; receptor guanylyl cyclase signaling pathway; intracellular signal transduction
Cellular component (GO): plasma membrane
Molecular function (GO): guanylate cyclase activity; peptide receptor activity; ATP binding
Source: RefSeq, a predicted model, not a curated record